CACGAAUAGCAGCUUUGGAGCACGCCACUGCGCAUGUGCAUGAAUUUGGAAGCACGAAUGCUACCUUCGCGGGUUGUCGGAAAUGUGUAAUGUGCUUUAGACUUUAAGGUGACCGUGAAUGCAGCAGCUGGGACUCCGAGUCGAAACGUCUGGGGCAGAUUUAUCUGGCUGGCUACUGGAUAUUAAAAAGCACAUGAAGUCCUUACCGAGGGAAUGUCGGACAUCUGAGUGUUACUACUUUUUUCUUCCUGGUCCAUUUCUGCUCUCAAUAACCACACUGUUCUGCAGCGAGACUUCAUUGUUGUGCCACUAAAUUUGUGAAACAGCUGGUGGGACCAAGUUGAUGUACGAUGGUGAACUUGUGAAUAAACUGUCAGAUAAAAAACAACUAGCGAGGCUACUGCAGCUUUGUAUAUAAUGUCAGCUGUCACUAACACAUUUGAGAAUGUGAAAGCGGUUAUCUUAUCAGCUCAUAAGAGCUCCACAUCAAGAGAAAAGGUCAACUUCUACAACUCCUGGGCAGAGAACUAUGAUCAGGAUGUGGCUGUUCUGGACUACCGUGCACCAAGUCUGGCAGCAAACAGCAUCUCCUCCCAUUUCAACGGUGAUCGUGAAGCAGCCGUUGUGCUGGAUGUGGCCUGUGGGACAGGACUGGUGGCCAAACAGUUGAGGAAACACGGAUUUAAACAUUUUAUGGGUAUUGAUGGAAGUGAGGCUAUGUUGGACUUGGCCAGAGAGAGCGGGUUGUACCAGGACCUGAAGCAGUCCCUGCUGGGAGAGGAGCCGCUACCUGUCCAAUGGGGUUUCUUUGAUGUGGUUGUUAUUGUUGGAGCGCUGAGUGUUGGUCAGGUCCCGGUUGAUGCAGUCAGAAACUUGUGCAAGUCCACCAAACCAGGUGGCUACGUUUGCAUGACAACCAGAAGUAACUGUGACAAUGUGGACUACAAAGUUUCCCUGGAGCGUGAGCUGAAGCAGAUGGAGGAAGAGGGAUUGUGGACUUGUGUAGACGUCACUGAGGUGGAAGACUGGGAGAGAGCGGUGUCAGAACAGGAGGACGGCUACAUAUCUGGUGCCGUGUACCUCUAUAAGAAACUAUAUGUGUAGCAUGACCAUGUAGAUGUGACUUUGUAUCUCAGCAAAUGAACAAAACAGCAUUAUUAAAGAAGAUACAAAAUAUUCAAAUAACUCAUAUUAGACUUCAAAAAGAAAGUGUCUAGAUUUUUUGAUACUUUCAGCCUCUUAAAGACCCAGAGUUAAAACUGCAUUGCUGGGAGUAAAUAUGAGGCUUGAAAUGUUAAUGACUAGAUGGUUCAGUUUCAUGAUUAACAGUAUCCACAUUACAUUGCACUUCAGAUGUCUACAGAUGUGCAGUAUCUUGUCGAUAAUGCAGUAAAGUCUUAAUAAAAAAUGAUUGCAAACAUGAGAA
Molecule: messenger RNA, 1426 nt
Organism: Dicentrarchus labrax (European seabass)
Lineage: Eukaryota; Metazoa; Chordata; Actinopteri; Moronidae
Gene: mettl27
Product: methyltransferase like 27
Exons: 7
Coding region: 418-1104 (228 amino acids)
Molecular function (GO): S-adenosylmethionine-dependent methyltransferase activity
Source: RefSeq, a predicted model, not a curated record